UGUUAAAUUUUGCAUGUUUGUUUGAGAAUGCACAAUGGCUACGAGAACACGUUCAACAGAAAGGUUAAAGUGCAUGAAUCUUCCUUAAAGCUGCUAAAUCCGAUUAACAUAUUACUGCCCUUUUAUUACACUCAUCUGUGUUUGCUAUCAUGAGAUAUCGUCAAAUGCCUACUACACAAUUUACAAGAUGUCGCCAUUUUUUACAUCAUGAUAAACGGACUGCUAAUCGAGACUGACCGAUUGAGUGUGUUUGGAUUUUGACCUAGAUACGCCAGCGUUGUGAAACUAACACAGUAAGAGAGCCAGAUCAUCUAUCCUAAAUUCUUUUAGCUAUUUCACUGAUAUGUUAGUCUUCAGUUUCAGCCAACACAUUUCUUUUCUAUAUUUAAAUAUUUUCAUCUUUCUACAGGCGGGCAAUGGCCUUGACGCAUCCAACAUUAUUGAAGAUCUCAUUGAAUAUCAUGGGUUCUCAUGGAGGAUGAGAAGUCUUCAGUAUAGAAACACUGAGAACACAUUUGCCGUAACUGGCAGCACUUUACUGCUGUUUGAAAGUGUUGAUAUGACUCUCCCAAAUGACAAGUUAAAAAAGUCACAAUUGCUCUCCCUGCAAGCUGCAGUAAUCCUGUUCCUUGACAUAUUGACUGCACUAAUUAGUUGUCGGCAUGCACAGCAAAAAUGUAGACUGUCAGGAUCUGAACAAUGUAGCAUAUUUUAUAUGGUGGAACUUCACUUUCAUAAAUCAUAGUAAUUGCAGUUCAUGGUACGUGGGUUCGAUUCCCACCCAGAGCUUUAUGCAAACUACUAAAAUUAGCGUAUGUUUAUCAUCUGAAACACUUAUAUGAGUACAUGUGUUUCAGUCUAGUUGUCUUCCUUUAGUUGUCAUUGUUCUGCAAGUCAAGAAAUGCAUUACUGUACAAAAUACAAAAUGUCAAUUAUUGAAAUAUUUUUCAUGAAAUUAAUUAUUUGGUUGAAUAAUUUUAUCAUCAAAAUAAAUUUCAUAAAUAAGAAAAUUCCACUUAUCCUAUUUGUGAAAUUUGUUAGAAAAGUAUAAAAUGACAUGUCAUGAAUGAUAUAAUUUCCCUUCGAUGUAAAAUAAAAAAACAAAACAAUUGGUGAUUUUGACUUUUCAUCUGUAAUUACUAUUGAAAAUUGAGUUUGCAAUAUAGCUGGUGCAAAAUGAAGGAAAUUGCUCUGUGCCUUCGCCAUGAACUGCAAUUUAUUUCUA
Messenger RNA from Gigantopelta aegis, 1225 nucleotides. RefSeq lists its product as uncharacterized. The record is from RefSeq and is a predicted model, not a curated record. Lineage: Eukaryota; Metazoa; Mollusca; Gastropoda; Neomphalida; Peltospiridae. Bases 344 to 745 code for a protein of 133 amino acids. The transcript has 3 exons.